CCGGAAGUAAAGUUUCCGUCUUUGCCGCUGUGAUUACCUCUGUGUCGCGUCGCCAUGGCAAGCCGUAAAACUACGCAGGCGAAGCAGGAAAGUGGGGACAAAUACUCAAUUCUUCUUCCUACCUACAACGAAAGAGAAAACCUGCCUUUAAUAGUCUGGCUUUUGGUGAAAUACUUGGGGGAAAGUGGCUUCAACUAUGAGAUAAUUGUCAUCGACGACGGAAGCCCAGAUGGGACACUGGAGGUGGCAAAGCAGUUACAGAAAAUUUAUGGAGAAGACAAAAUUCUUCUACGCCCAAGAGAAAAGAAAUUAGGACUUGGUACUGCCUACAUUCAUGGGAUGAGGCAUGCAACUGGGAACUUCAUCAUCAUCAUGGAUGCUGAUCUCUCUCAUCACCCCAAGUUCAUUCCUGAAUUUAUUCAAAAGCAGAAGGAGGGAAAUUAUGAUGUAGUAUCUGGCACUCGUUACCAAGGGGAUGGGGGCGUGUACGGCUGGGACCUGCGCAGGAAACUCAUCAGUCGAGGGGCCAACUUUCUGACUCAGGUGUUGUUGAGGCCGGGGGCUUCAGACCUCACAGGCAGUUUCAGGUUGUACAAGAAAAAUGUCCUGGAGAGUCUGGUGGAGCGGUGCGUCUCCAAAGGCUACGUCUUUCAGAUGGAGAUGAUUGUCAGAGCCAGACAGCUCAACUUCACCAUCGGAGAGGUUCCCAUCUCCUUUGUGGACCGUGUCUACGGGGAAUCCAAACUGGGAGGGAACGAGAUCGUGUCUUUUGCUAAAGGACUGCUCACGCUCUUCGCCACAACAUGAUCAGCUUAAGCUUUCGUAGUGGUCUCUCAUUUUUCAGGUCCGUGCACAGAAAUUAUACUGGAUUAUCAAAAAGUGGCACGACUAAAGAGAGAUGUAUCCUGGUUAGAAGUCUUUUUCCACAAAGAAGUUUCACAUUCCCAUCAUUCUUUGUAAUAAACGGGUUGAUCAUUCCCAACUCAGACAAUUCACAGAAUGAAUAUUUUGUUGCUGUUGUUGUUGUUGUUUAAAAUAAAAUAAAAAAAUGCUGGCUCUUG
Molecule: messenger RNA, 1061 nt
Organism: Oryzias melastigma (Indian medaka)
Lineage: Eukaryota; Metazoa; Chordata; Actinopteri; Beloniformes; Adrianichthyidae
Gene: dpm1
Product: dolichyl-phosphate mannosyltransferase subunit 1, catalytic
Exons: 9
Coding region: 55-807 (250 amino acids)
Biological process (GO): GPI anchor biosynthetic process; protein O-linked glycosylation via mannose
Cellular component (GO): endoplasmic reticulum membrane
Molecular function (GO): dolichyl-phosphate beta-D-mannosyltransferase activity
Source: RefSeq, a predicted model, not a curated record